AUGACAAGUCGCGACCAUGUAGCAUAUCAGGAUGGAAGCUUGAGCUUUUAUGUACCGGAGUUGUUCGAUUGUGGGUUGUAUUACAAUACAAGCGUUCCUAUGCUAAUUAAAGAUGUAUAUGACUGCAUUCAAAAGUCUCAGGAAAGGUGCAUCAAAUUUUAUGGAAACCGAAUAUCACGGCUGUUCUGGAAAAACCAUCCGAUCGAGCGAAUAUGCGUAUUUGGCCUAGUGAUUAACCACCAAUGGAAAGAGCUCUUCAAGAGCAAAGAGGAGUUCAUGCUCAUAAGCAUUGAUGAUUGCUCCUCGCCACGAUGUAUGGAGCCGAAAAUCCUUGUUUGCAAGUGUCCCAAGCCUGUGUUUUUGAGCUGUGGAAUAAGCGGUGAUUUAUCGAGAAACAAGGUACGUGUCUAUGGUACGACCAGUUUCAAAUAUCUAGAGUUACAGGUCGAACAUUUGGAGAUAUGUAACGAUCUGACACUAGAAAUUCAACAUUGGCAGAAAGCCAUCAAGAUGUGUCAUCAAUUGAAUAUUCCAUGGCAGAUUGAUGCGGAGUCCGUACAAGAGUUUUAUAGUCGACAAAAUGGCAACAAUGAACAAGAUGAUUUUAUAAGCAAACUAGAGUUCCACAAUGCGAAGGAUGAAUUGCUUUAUUCUAGCCCACAGGAUAAUGAAGUUGAAGUGACCGUCCUGGCCUCUAGUGCAUUAGUCUCUACUGGUACGGAGUAUAAGAGAAGUCUAGAAAUAGAACUAAACAUGAAUACAAGUAACAUUAUGCUUGGCUCACUAGAAAAUUGCUCUGUAGAAGACUACAGCAAUGAUAAAGCUCAUUUGGCUAGCGCUAGUUUCCAAUUGACAGAUGUUGCCGCAUAUAACAGUACCCAGGCGAGAAACACUCUGUCGAGGUAUCUUAUCAGAUGCGGCGAUUGUAAAAUCAGCAUAGUUGAGCUCUUUAAAAUGAACCCUAUAAACGAUUAUAUUGCCAAGUUUGCAGAGUUUCGAUUCAACCAGAAAAAUAUGGCUAGUAUUAAACCAGUGGAACAAAUGAAAUCUGAAAUUUUUGUCGAUCUCCUCAAUAAGUUGAACAACUGCGGCCUUCUGAUAUUUGUCAAUCAAAACUUGAUAAAUACAGAACCUUUGAGAUCUCUCUACGAUUACUGCACGAACAGGUUGUUAGCACUGAUAAAAUUGAAAUGCUUUUCAGGCACCAUAGAUCAUGAGCACAUAAAAAUGAAACUUAACAUUCCGAAAUUAUCAAGAAGAGCCAUAAUUGAUAUCUUCAAAGAGUCAAUCAAGGAUAUUUUGGAGGAAUAUCCAAGCUUAUUACGGAAUUGGUGGAUUGAGAUGAAUUCCGGAAAAUUUUCAAUUGUCCACCUCGAAUACCAAAAUAACUGA
Zygotorulaspora mrakii is the source of this 1392-nucleotide messenger RNA. RefSeq names its product Stn1p (gene STN1). The coding region runs from base 1 to 1392 and encodes 463 amino acids. NCBI's taxonomy places the organism in Eukaryota, Fungi, Ascomycota, Saccharomycetes, Saccharomycetales, Saccharomycetaceae. The transcript has a single exon. Gene Ontology annotation, biological process: telomere capping. Gene Ontology annotation, cellular component: CST complex. The record is from RefSeq and is a predicted model, not a curated record.